Messenger RNA from Meloidogyne enterolobii, 312 nucleotides. The record is from the annotation of a GenBank genome assembly. Lineage: Eukaryota; Metazoa; Nematoda; Chromadorea; Rhabditida; Meloidogynidae.
AUGUCAAUUAGGAGAAAUUUACAAGGAUUAAUUGAAAUGAUUGAUGAAGAAGUGGAGGAUGAAGGUAUUGAAUUUACAAUCGAACAGCAAGAGGGAAUAAAAAUUAAAGUACAGAAGAAACUUGAAGAGGCUAUUAAAAAAUCUAAAGCUUUUGCUACUUUCUUAGGAUCACUUGGAGGUUUUGUUGGUAGUGGUGCUUUAGUUGUUGGCUGUUCUUUUAUUUAUACGAUUCCGUUUUUUGGCCAAAUUUUGUUAGCUGCAACAGCUCUAGGUGCUUUAGUUGGUGGGUAUGCGGCAAAUAAAUUAACUUAA